Molecule: messenger RNA, 918 nt
Organism: Mesocricetus auratus (golden hamster)
Lineage: Eukaryota; Metazoa; Chordata; Mammalia; Rodentia; Cricetidae
Product: olfactory receptor 51B6
Biological process (GO): G protein-coupled receptor signaling pathway
Cellular component (GO): membrane
Molecular function (GO): olfactory receptor activity; G protein-coupled receptor activity
Source: RefSeq, a predicted model, not a curated record
AUGCCCUCAGUAUUACUCAAAACCUCCUCCUCUGCAUUUGUGCGCACUGACUUCCCAGGUUUGGAGAAAGCCCAUUACCUGAUCUCGUUCCCAUUGCUGGUGGCCUACAUCUCCAUACAAUUUGGCAAUGGAAUCCUUCUUUUCUUCAUUAAGGAUGACCACAACUUCCAUUAGCCCAUGUACUAUUUCUUAGCUAAUCUGGCAGCUACAGAUCUUGGAGUAACAUUGACCACUGUGCCCACAGUGAUGAGUGUACUGUGGUUAAAUCACAGGGAGAUUGGCCAUGGAGCCUGCUUCUCAUGGGCCUACUUUAUCCACACUCUUUCUAUUGUGGAGUCAGGGGUCUUGCUUGCCAUGGCCUAUGACCAUUUCAUUGGUAUUAGAAACCUAAGAUACAAAACCAUCCUUACAAAUACGAAAGUAAUAAAGAUUGGCAUAGGUGCAUUGAUAAGGGCUGGUUUAUCAAUCAUGCCAAUAAUCAUUCGCCUGCAUUGGUUUCCCUAUUGUCUAUCCCAUGCUUUCUGUCUACACCAACAUGCCAUCAAACUAGUUUGUGCUGACAUCAUAUUCAAUCAUCUCUAUCCAGUUGUGGUUGUAUUUGCAAUGUUUCUGCUAGAUUUCCUGAUCAUCUUUUUCUCUUAUGUUUUAAUUCUGAAGACUGUCAUGGCCAUUCCUUCUACAGAUAAGCAGACUAAGGCCCUCAACACAUGCAUCUCCCAUAUCUGUUGCAUCCUGGUCUUCUAUGUCACUGUGGUUGGUCUGACAUUUAUUCACAGGUUUGGAAAGCAUGUUCCUCAUGUGGUUCACAUCACAAUGAGCUUCCCUCCUUUUAUGAACCCUGUCAUCUACAGCAUUAAGACCAAAUGGAUUCAAAUUGGUUUACUUCACUUAUUCUCUCGACCUUGUUCUAGAACAUGA